AUGUCUCCUAAUACAGUCUCGCUAUUACCCUCAUAUGAUGGACUCAGCCUUUCUGACAAGGAGAGAAUCAAAUUAAGGAAACCCUUGGUGGAGAAGAUGCGGCGAGAUCGCAUCAACAGCUGCAUCGAGCAGCUCAAGUCCCUGCUGGAGACGGAGUUCCACAGCCAGGACCCUAAUGCCAAGCUGGAAAAGGCUGACAUCCUGGAGAUGACCGUCAGCUUCCUCAAGCGCCAGCGCCUGCAUCUGGGACCGCUUGGCGUCGGCGUCGGCUCACUCGGCCAGAGGGACUACGACUCCUGCGAUGGCUACUCCUCCUUCCCUCCUCCUCAGCCCUGGAGUAAGGAGUCCGAUGUGGUGUGUGGCUCUGGAUCUCCAUCUGAGAUGGUCGUCAUGACUACUGGCUCCAGUCAGAGUCAAGCGAGGACAAGGAUGAGGAGUCUCAUCAGUGAACCUCACAGCCCUCCCAGGUCUCCCCGCCGGGACAUUGUCCUCUCCUCCUCCUCGUCCUACUCCUCCUCCUCCUCUUCCUCCUCUUCGCCCUGUCCAUCUCCCUCUUCAGACUUGUCUAUGUCUCCUCCUGUCAUCACCAAACACAACUUAGUCAGUGUGAUCCACCAUGCGGCAGGCAGGAGGUGCAUGUGGCGACCCUGGCAGUAAGGAUGAUGGACAGGACACUGGAGGGACUUUAAUAUAAAC
Messenger RNA from Engraulis encrasicolus (European anchovy), 696 nucleotides. Its product is annotated as enhancer of split m7 protein-like. NCBI's taxonomy places the organism in Eukaryota, Metazoa, Chordata, Actinopteri, Clupeiformes, Engraulidae. The record is from RefSeq and is a predicted model, not a curated record. Gene Ontology annotation, cellular component: nucleus. Gene Ontology annotation, molecular function: protein dimerization activity; RNA polymerase II cis-regulatory region sequence-specific DNA binding; DNA-binding transcription factor activity, RNA polymerase II-specific. Gene Ontology annotation, biological process: regulation of transcription by RNA polymerase II; anterior/posterior pattern specification; regulation of neurogenesis. The transcript is spliced from 2 exons. Bases 1 to 657 code for a protein of 218 amino acids.